Molecule: messenger RNA, 1492 nt
Organism: Ipomoea triloba (trilobed morning glory)
Lineage: Eukaryota; Viridiplantae; Streptophyta; Magnoliopsida; Solanales; Convolvulaceae
Product: UDP-glycosyltransferase 73D1-like
Exons: 2
Coding region: 31-1491 (486 amino acids)
Molecular function (GO): UDP-glycosyltransferase activity
Source: RefSeq, a predicted model, not a curated record
CGUUAAUGUGUUCUUGAUUUGAUUGUAUCCAUGGCAUCACGCAAGCCCCACUUCGUGUUAAUCCCGUUGCUGGCGCAAGGCCACAUGAUUCCCAUGAUCGACAUGGCCAGGCUGUUGGCCAGCCACGGCGCGAAAGUUAGCCUGGUAACUACCCCACAAAACGCGGCGAGAUUCUCGGGGAAUCUCCGGCGAGCCAGCCUGGAAAUUCACCUCCUGGAAAUCCCAUUCCCCUGCCAACAAGUUGGGCUCCCGGAAUUCUGCGAGAAUCUCGACAGCGUUCCUUCUAAAGACCUAAUUCGCAACUUCUACGCCGCUCUCGACGCCCUACAAGCGCCGCUGGAGAGAUAUCUCGAACACGAUUCGCCGCCGAGCUGCAUUAUAUCGGACAAAUGUCUGUCCUGGACGGCGAAAACGGCGAGGAAAUUCCAGGUGCCCAGGCUGGUUUUCCACGGGAUGGGGUGUUUUUCGUUGCUGAGUUCGCACAACAUUUUGCUGCAUAAGCCUCACCUCUCCGUGAAAUCGGACAUGGAGGAAUUCCCCAUCCCCGGCCUGCCGGUGAACGUUCAUAUCGCCAAAGCUCAGCUGCCGGGAUCUUUCGUCACUCUGCCGGACCUCGAUGAUAUUCGGGGCCAUCAGAACGAAGCUGAGUCCAGUGCUUAUGGUGUGGUGGUCAACACUUCUCAAGAACUUGAACAUAGUUUUGUAGAAGCUUACCGAAAGGCAGUUAACAAAAAGGUAUGGUGCAUUGGACCGGUUUCACUAUGCAACAGAGAUGUUGUGGAUAUGUAUCACAGGGGAAACAAAGCAUCAAUUGAUGAAAAAUACUGCCUUGAAUGGCUUGAUUCCAUGAAACCAAAGUCUGUCCUCUACGCCUGUCUAGGCAGCCAAUGCCGUCUGAUUCCAUCACAGUUGAUACAAAUUGGACUUGGCUUGGAGGCCUCCAAUCACCCUUUCAUUUGGGUGAUAAAGGCAGGGGAUGAUGAGAGAUCUGCCGAGCUAGAAAAAUGGUUUCAAGAAGAAAGAUAUGAGGAGAGGAUAAGAGGGAGAGGUGUUGUGAUCAAGGGUUGGGCCCCACAAGUGCUUAUUCUGUCCCACCCGGCUAUCGGUGGGUUCUUGACUCAUUGCGGGUGGAACUCGACUGUAGAAGGAGUGUGUUCUGGUGUCCCGAUGAUCACCUGGCCCAUGUUUGCUGAGCAAUUCUUGAAUGAGAAGAUCAUUGUGGAGGUUUGGGGCAUCGGGGUUCGUGUCGGCGUCAAGUUUCCGGUGAGGUGGGGUGAGGAAGAGAGAGUCGGAGUCUUGGUGGUGAAAGAUGAGGUUGCAAAUGCUGUAGAGAAGCUUAUGGAUGGGGGAGAAGAAGGUGAAGAAAGAAGAAAGAAAGCACAAGAACUUGGUUUGGUAGCAAAGAGGACCAUGGAUGUUGGUGGACCUUCACAUGGUAACAUUUUAGAUUUGAUUGAAGACAUUAUGCACUACAAAAAAAGAGAGAAUUAAG